GUGGCGCUCCCGAGUCGCCCGGCAGAGAAGCGGGAGCGAGAGCGAGCAGCGGGAGGGCCGAGGAGCUGCCCGCGUCCCGCUUGGCCCGGCAGCAUGUCUUCCAACUCCAGCCUCAGCACCCUGCAGCGCCUGGUGGAGCAGCUCAAGCUGGAGGCCGGCGUGGAAAGGAUCCGGGUGUCUCAGGCUGCCGCAGAGCUUCAGCAAUACUGUAUGCAGAACGCUUGCAAAGAUGCUUUGCUUGUUGGAGUUCCUGCCGGAAGCAACCCGUUUCGGGAGCCCAGGUCCUGCACAUUGCUCUGAAGGAAAGGUUAUCGGAAAGUUUUCUUCAAGUAUGAGCAGAAUCUCAUCAGCCUUCCUUUUUUCAAUGGACCUUUUUUCAGUAUCCUUCCUUCUGUGUGGCCAAAACUGCAUCUUUUGAUAUUUAUUAGUCUGCUUGACCAUGUUGGUAACUAAUUAGAUCUUUUUCUAAUACUUGUAUAAAGCAUUUUAUAAGGAAAAGGCUUUCCUUUUAUAAUUGAGUCUGUCUCCUUUCUAUACUUACUCCUCUGAGAUGUUUACAUUUUAGAAAAAAAAUACCAAACAACCUAUUCAUUUAUUAAUGGCUGUGCCUAAAUGAGACACUGACUAGGUACCUUCUUACCCAUCGCUUUACAUUUAACUGAAGAAGGAUUCUCACAGCCAAAGUUAAGACAAUUUGAGGCUGUACUCUCAUGAACU
This is a messenger RNA of Pogona vitticeps (central bearded dragon), 717 nucleotides long. It is a transcript of the gene GNG10, whose product is annotated as G protein subunit gamma 10. Gene Ontology annotation, molecular function: G-protein beta-subunit binding. The record is from RefSeq and is a predicted model, not a curated record. Gene Ontology annotation, cellular component: heterotrimeric G-protein complex. Lineage: Eukaryota; Metazoa; Chordata; Lepidosauria; Squamata; Agamidae. Gene Ontology annotation, biological process: G protein-coupled receptor signaling pathway.